Molecule: messenger RNA, 4749 nt
Organism: Magallana angulata
Lineage: Eukaryota; Metazoa; Mollusca; Bivalvia; Ostreida; Ostreidae
Product: rho-associated protein kinase 1-like
Exons: 38
Coding region: 379-4521 (1380 amino acids)
Biological process (GO): peptidyl-threonine phosphorylation; Rho protein signal transduction; mitotic cytokinesis
Cellular component (GO): cytoplasm; cytoskeleton
Molecular function (GO): small GTPase binding; Rho-dependent protein serine/threonine kinase activity; ATP binding
Source: RefSeq, a predicted model, not a curated record
AUAAGUUACAAAUUCAUUAGACACUGUAGCAUUACAACGUAAAUCAGCAUCAGAUUUAAAUAAACCGGAAAUAGUGAUCGAAUCAGAGAGGCCAUAUUGUUGCGAUUUAAUGGCGGUUGCACACUAAAACUAGUUUGACAGGUGUUUGUUUAAUGCUAUUCUAGUCGACAGAGUGGACAUUUUAACUACAGAUUGUUGUUCAUUUCUGUGAUAUUUGCUAAAGAACUUUUUGCAAAUGAGUACGUUUUCAGGACAUUGUGGAAUGCACGCGGAAGUUUGUGGAUGUUGACCCCCGAUGAUCAGCAUGCUGAGAGGAGGAGGGGGUAGUAUGUAACUGUCUCACAACUGUCGUCUGGUUAGUCUGAGGCGAACGCCAAAAUGUCCAACUUCGACCCCGAAUACAGAAUUCGUUUGGGGAAGAUCGAGGAGCGUCUCAAAGAUCCAAACUCGGAUCUAAACAUAAACAGUCUCUUGGAUGGAUUAUCUGCCCUUGUCAGUGAUUUGGAUCAUCCUGCCAUUAAAAGAAAUAAAAGUGUUGAGCAGUUUCUCACAAAAUAUGGGAAGCCAGUGGAUUUUGUCAACAGCUGUCGGAUGAGACAUGCCGACUUUGAUGUUGUCAAGGUUAUUGGACGGGGAGCUUUCGGAGAAGUUCAACUGGUGCGACACAGAUCAACACGGCGGGUGUAUGCAAUGAAGCUACUCAGUAAAACAGAAAUGAUCAAAAGAUCGGACUCUGCUUUUUAUUGGGAAGAAAGAGAAAUAAUGGCUAAUGCUAACAGUGAAUGGAUAGUACAGCUUCACUUCGCUUUCCAAGAUUCCAAAUAUCUGUACAUGGUGAUGGAUUACAUGCCAGGGGGUGACCUCGUUAACCUAAUGAGUAAUUAUGAUGUACCAGAGAAGUGGGCUAAGUUCUACUGUGCUGAAGUUGUCCUCGCGCUGGAUGCUAUUCACUCUAUGGGCUUCGUUCACAGGGAUGUGAAGCCUGACAAUAUGCUUCUAGACAGUAAGGGUCACCUAAAGCUGGCAGAUUUUGGAACUUGCAUGAGAAUGGACAGAAGCAGUGGAAUGGUUAGAUCUGACACGGCGGUAGGGACCCCUGAUUACAUCUCCCCAGAGGUGCUGCAGUCCCAGGGGCGACCCAACCACUACGGGCGGGAGUGUGACUGGUGGUCAGUCGGGGUGUUCCUCUAUGAGAUGUUGGUCGGUGAUACUCCAUUUUAUGCAGAUUCUUUAGUUGGAACAUAUGGAAAAAUAAUGGAUCAUAAAAACUCGCUGAGUUUUCCCACAGACAUUGAAAUUUCACACGAAGCCAAAAGUUUGAUAUGUGCCUUCCUGACUGACAGAACCGAGAGGCUGGGAAGAAAUGGAAUAGAGGAGAUAAAGACCCACCAGUUCUUUCGAAACAUUGACUGGACCUGGGAUACACUCAGACAAGCCGUCCCACCAGUCAUUCCAGAGUUGUCCAGUGAUGUGGACACCAGUAAUUUUGAGGAAAUAGAGAAGGAUGACACUCCAGAUGAAUCCUUUGCUGUUCCUAAAGCCUUCACAGGCAACCAUCUUCCUUUCAUCGGCUUCACGUACAACAAAGAAUAUCAGCUUCUCUCAGAUUCUGGCCCCAGUACCCAUGAGACCAAAUCAGUCUCAUCAAUGGACGGCGGGAAUGGAGACAAGAGGUUCAAACAGUUGGAGGAUCAGCUCCGUGCCAUGAAAGCAGCCAAGGAGGAGAUUGAGAACAGAUACAGGAUGGCCCAGUCAGACUUGGAGAGAUUGAACAGAGAGGAGCCCAUGCUGAGGAAGGAGUGUCAAGACCUUGAGAAAAACCUGGUCUAUCUGAAGAGGGACCUUCAAGAGAACCAAAGAAAGUUAAAUAUGGAGUUAGAGUUGAAAAGGAAUUUAGAGUCCAUGCUUCAUGAUAAAGAAAGACAGUUGGAGGUUGAAAUAAAAUCUCGUAAGGAAGCAUCUAACAGCAACCAGCAAGUUAAUGAAAAGAUCUAUAGUCUGGAAAAAGUGAUAACAGAUUUAAAUGAAAAAAUAAAAGCUGAAACAGACAGUGCCACUAAAUAUAAAAAGUCAUGUGCUGAAUUACAGCAGAGGUACAACAUGUCAGAACAGAGUUACAGUGAGCUGAAUGCCAAGUACGGUGAAGUGUUGAGUGCCAAGCAGUCUCUACAGAAGGAAGUAAUGGAGUUACAGUCCACCCUGGACCAUGAAAGGAACAGUCAGAGACAGAUGUCUUCCCAGUCAUCCGAACUGUCAGAACGAAUCUCAUCACUUAUGUCAGAAAAGAAAAAAGCUGAAGAAAAGGAGAAAGAGUUGACCAUGGAGAUUCAGAAGGUCAAGGACACUGUGAUUCGCUUAGAAAAGAGUAAGAGCCAUGUUGAACUGGAGUUGGACACAUACAAGAGGAAGCUGGACACAGAGAUAAACAGUCACAAAGAGACGAUCCAGAGGUUCAAUGCUGACAAAAAAGACAUCUUGUUAUCAAAAGAGGAGGCCAGAACAUCUGCUAUCAAUGACAUUCAGAACAAGCUGGACCAGGAGAAGACAGCGCGAGCCUCGGCUGAGAACCAGCUACUUGCAGCAGAGAAAGAGAAGUCUGGGCUCAAGGUGGACCUUCUACAGAUGACUCAGCAAGUGACUGCAGUACAGAACGAGCUCAAGAAUGAGAAAGAAAAGUCUAAAAACUAUUCUCUGCAAGUUGAGCAAGAAAUCCAGAGACGGAACCUGAUGCAAGGCGACUUUAAGACCCAGACCCACGAUUUGUCUCGCUAUAAGAACAUGGAGAAACAGCUCAAUAAGGAAAUUUCAGACCUUAAAGAGGAGAAAAGAAGUUUGGAAGAGGAAUUACGCAAAAUUAGAGAGGAUCUCUCUAUCAAUGAGCUACAGAUGAAGGAAUUACAGGAUCAGCUGGAGGCAGAACAGUAUUUCUCAUCCUUGUAUAGAACACAAGUGAAGGAACUGAAGGAGGAUGUUGAAGAGAAGGGGAAGCAAUACCAAGAUGCAGUUACAGACCUGGAGAGUGUGCAGCAGGAAAAGGAAUCCUUUGCCGCCCAGUUACAGCUAGCCAUGGCUAAGGCUGACUCUGAGAAUCUGGCCCGAUCCAUCGCAGAGGAACAACUGACGGACGUCGAGAAAGAAAAGACAGUACUGGAGCUGGAGAUCAAAGAGUUGAUGAACCGCCAUAAAACAGAGAUCAGCAAGAAGGAGCACCUCAUACAGAUAAUGGAGGACUCUAAGCGAGAGUAUUCGAAGGAAAUAGAGGAGUUAACCGCGGAGAAGAAUGAUUUAAACAGCAGGUUGCAGAAGUUAUCAGAAGAUCUUCGCCAAGUGCAGUCCCAGUCUGGUGGCUCCAGCUCAGAGAUUGAGAAACUGAAGAAGAACUUGGAGGAAGAGAAGCUCAAGAAAAUCCAGGCUGUUAACAAACUAGCUGAGAUUAUGAAUCGAAAAGAAUAUUCCUCCAAGAAGUCGGGUAAAAAUAAUGCUGCGGACCAGGCUCUGAAAAAGAAGGAGAAAGAGAUGAGGAAGUUACAGCAGGAUCUUCACAUGGAGAAAGAGAAGUACAACAAGAUGGUGGAGAAACUAGGCCGGGAUCUAUCGGAGACCCAGGCGGCGCUGUUUGAGGAGGGACAACAGAAGGGGAAACUCCAGAUGGAGCUAGAUGCUAAGGAGAGUGAGAUAGAGCAGCUCCGCCAGAAACUGGCGGUCAGCGACAAUGUGUCUAUAAAUAGCUCUCACCUGGAGGAUGGGGAUGUCAGUCUGACUAGUGCAUCCCCUAGUGAUAUUCAUAUGGAGGGAUGGUUAGCCGUGCCAAAUAAACAGAACAUUAAGAAAUACGGCUGGAAGAAACAAUACGUGGUGGUCAGCAGUAAGAAAGUACUGUUCUACAACAGCGAGGCCGACCGGCAGAAUGUGUCCGACCCUGUGCUGGUGUUAGAUAUAGAGUCGCUAUUCCAUGUGAGGCCAGUGACACAGGGAGAUGUGUACCGGGCAGAUUCAAAAGAUAUUCCAAGGAUAUUUCAGGUGCUAUAUGCUACGGAGGGUGAGAAUCGAAGACCAGAAGAAAUUGGUCAUGAUAUGUCAGCUCAGGACAAGUCAGCAGUAGAAAUGCACAAAGGGCAUGAGUUUGUGCCUAUCCAUUACCGCACUCCAACCACAUGUGAUUCGUGUAACAAACCAGUGUGGCAUAUGCUUCACCCUCCCCAAGCUCUGGAGUGUAGGCGAUGCCAUACCAAGGCUCAUAAAGAUCAUUUAGAUAAGAAUGAAGAAUUUGUUGGUUAUUGUAAAGUGAACUAUGAUCAGAACAUUCAGGCCAAGGAGAUGUUACUUCUGGCAGAUACCAGUGAAAAACAGAAAGUAUGGAUCCAACAUCUCAGCAAAAAAAUCUCGAGGAAGGGCUUCGCAAGCUCAGGAACGGCAGGGCCUACGCGGAACACCCGACAGUAUGCUUCGUUUGGUAUUCAGGCACGCCAGAGUAAUGCCAGAUCCUCCUCCACUCUUCCAUCUAACAGCCGACCAUCAUAGCAGCUCAAAACCUCUCCCCCGGGGCCGGCCAAGCUGGCCCCAUAGCACACUGUGACUUUUAUCAGAGCCACGUAACCAUAACAAAUAGUAGCUAUUAUUUAUUUAUAUCAAUUAUUCUUAUACAUUCCUUGACAUCUGGUUCAUACAUUGAUCAAGGUUUUCAAUAGCUGUCCGAAUCUGCUUGAUUAUAUCGUUAUUAUGUAAAUAAAAAUUGUCAUUUUAACUCAA